CAGACCACCAUGGUCUGUCAGCAGGUCACGAGCCUCGACGGCUUGCCAGCCACACCCAUCGAUGCACCUGUGCAAACGUAUCAUCCGAUGCGCCACUAUCUCCACUGCGUUCGCCAGACCAUCGAUGUCGUCCAGGAGCCCGCUGCUCAUGAGCACAACAUGGAUGGGGCACUGGCCACGCUGCGACUGCCGGACCAGCCGCAGUCAUCGAGGGUCAAAGUGUACGACGACCGCAUCGUGCUUUCGCUUGUGAUGGAUGCGCCUCUGGCCGCCUACAUCGUCACACGCGUCUCCUAUCGCCUCAACAAUGCCAAUGCCAUUCCGAGCAGCCACAGCUAUGAGCGGGCUCUGGUCCAUGGCCCUGUCACCAUGACGAUUGUGCAGGAGCUUCGCGGGGACGGGACCCAGACGGUGCCUCAGAUUCUCGAGACACUCCAUGCCAUGCGCACCAGCCUCGCCAUCCGCGACUGCUUUGGUCACACCAUGGCCGUCCGUGUCGCCGACGGUGAUGUGGAGCUGGCCGAGCUGCGCGACCUGGGCAUGUCAUCGACAUUUGCCUCGCUGCGCCGCGCCAUGAUUGUCGCCUUUGCCGAUCAGAUGGCCCACGUGCAGCGCAUCAAGCUUGCCGAGACCGACGCCAUCUCCCAGGAUGAUCGCCGGGCUAAUCGCCAAGCUGCAGGUAGGCUGUCGGGCCGCGCGCGCUGCUUGUCAUCAACGCUGGAUGCCCUGGUGGCCAAUGCCGUGCCCAGGCUCGUUGUCGCACGCUUGCCACGAGCCCUCUGGCUGGUCAAGAAGCUUUGGGACGGCGACGACGACAGCCAAGCACCCGGUCCUCAGGUCGAUGCCACCAGAUUCGACGAGACGGACAUCAGUGUCCGCGCAGGCCAGAUUGCCUCGCUGAUCCCCGUGGACGCGGGCUGCUCGACGGGCGUACGCGCAAAGCUGCUGGCCAUGCUGCACGACUUUGACAACGCGAACCGCACGCACCUUCAGCCUCGCCAGCUGAAGCAGGAAGUGCCGCUGCAGACACGGCUCAGCGACGUCGAUCGCACGCUGGGCCGCCGACCGUUUGCUCGCACUCUCGAGACGUAUGGCGACCGGCUCUACAGCCGCAGCUCAAAUACAGCGACGGCCAUCGAUGAGGCGCGCACGCAGUCGCAAGAAGUCAUGGAUGUGAUGCGCGUCUGCCACGCCAUCAUCCUCACCCAGCUCGAUGCGCCCUUUGAUUGUUUUGUGCGACAGACUGAUUUCUUUCCCGCUGGACCAUUCGCUGCCGGAGUGGCACCCACCUACUAUGCGGGACUCUGGAGCUGGACUCGGCUUGCUUCCUUUGCGGGGUCUAGCACCUUCUACUCGGCUCUGGCCGGCAUUGGCGGCUUCUACAUCGGCAUGGUCGUCCUGGUGGUGACGGCGAUGGUGGUCGAACAUGCCAUCGAUUCCAUCCACAGCAUGCGGGCCAGGCGCAAGCGCAUCGAGGUCGAUUACGACAAGGCCCUCACCUGUACACGUCAAGCCUUUCACCUCACCUCGCAGCCCUUUGACUCGAUUCGCGAGACGGCCAUUGCCGAGCGCCUGCAGGCGGACCUGAGUAUCGCCAACGAGGGAUACACGAUCCUCAAGUGGAAGAAUGCCAUCACUGCUGGCUUUGCAGGCCUGGGCGAUAAGAGCCCCAUUUCGCUGUACUUUUACACGAUUGGCGACUUCUGGGUAAAGUGGCUCUUUGAUGUCGCGCGCGUCAGUCAGCUGCGCACUGCGCUUGCCAGCCACGUUUACAUUGGCGUCGAAGGCCCCACCGAGGCAGGCAAGAGCGAGCUGCUGACGAUGCUCACCGGCGCACCGCCCGGCGUCUUUGCCUCGGGCAGCGACGAGGAGCACCGCACGACGGAGAUCCAGAGCUGGAUCUCGCCCAACCGGCGCGCCAUUUUUUGUGACUUUCCCGGCUCCGACGACCGCGACGGGGAGCUGCGCGAUGUUGCGCGCCUCUGUCGAGAGAUGCUCGACAUUGUCAUCUUCGUGGUGCCGUGCGCCGGUUCGCGCGCCGCAGGCCGCGUCCCGGUCCUGGACGAGAUCACCGCCUUCAUCCGCGCGCGCACGCUGGACCUGCGCCCCUUUGUCAUUCUCGUCAACAAGGUCGAUGCACUCGACUACCACCGCAGCAACCCCCAACGCUUCACCCGCAGCGUUGCAGAACGACGCGCUGACGUUGUGACGCAGCUGCAGGACAGGCUUGGUGUCGAUGUGGUCAUCCACAGCCACCGCGCGUCGACGGUCAACGUCGGCCCGCAUCCCACGCUGAUCCACAUUGGCCGUUCCUCGCUCGACGACGUCGUUCUCGCCUACUCGAGCCACGCACAGCGGUCGUACGACGAGCCCCGCGCCCUGUCCGACUGUCCGCCAGAGACAGACUUCCGGAUCCAGGAGGCCGCCAAGCAGCACCAUCUGUACACGCUGGCGCAAGCAGGCGCGGUGGCAGACGUCGAGUCGAUCCGCCAAUGGCUCCGGGCCCUCUCGCCUGGCUGCGUGCCCGAAGUGGGCCGCGGCCGUCAAUCCAAGGUGCUCCACGGGCCUUGAUCACACCCAUACCCUUAUCGGUCUUGUUUUGCUUCUGAUUCGUUGAUGAAAUGCUGUACAGUACAGCACAAUACAAUACAAUAU
Molecule: messenger RNA, 2655 nt
Organism: Acaromyces ingoldii
Lineage: Eukaryota; Fungi; Basidiomycota; Exobasidiomycetes; Exobasidiales; Cryptobasidiaceae
Exons: 2
Coding region: 10-2571 (853 amino acids)
Molecular function (GO): GTP binding
Source: RefSeq, a predicted model, not a curated record